This is a messenger RNA of Hippopotamus amphibius kiboko, 654 nucleotides long. Its product is annotated as zinc finger protein 70-like. NCBI's taxonomy places the organism in Eukaryota, Metazoa, Chordata, Mammalia, Artiodactyla, Hippopotamidae. The record is from RefSeq and is a predicted model, not a curated record. Gene Ontology annotation, biological process: regulation of transcription by RNA polymerase II. The annotation marks the transcript as partial. The transcript has a single exon. Gene Ontology annotation, molecular function: RNA polymerase II cis-regulatory region sequence-specific DNA binding; DNA-binding transcription factor activity, RNA polymerase II-specific.
AAAGAAAAUCCCUGUGAACGGAAGGAAUGUGAGAGGGCUUCUGUUCACUCAGGAAGCCUUUGUGAACAUGUACCAACUCACACUGCUAACAAAUGUUAUAGAUAUGAGGAAUCUGGAAAAGUCUCUGCUGCAUCCCUAAGCCUUAGUAGACAGAUAAAAACACACACUGGGGAGAAGCCUUUUAAAUGUGACACAUGUGGAAAAGCCUUUAGAUUGUCCUCAUACCUUCUUGUUCACAGUCAAGUUCACAGUGGAAUAAAACCCUACAAAUGUAAGGAAUGUGGGAAAGACUUCAGUGGUUCUCUGCCUUUUAAUGUUCACUUGCAAACUCACACUGGAGAGCAACCCUAUAAAUGUAAGGAAUAUGGGAAAACCUUCACUGGAUCCUCAGGCCUUACUCAACACAUGAAAACUCACACUGGAGGGAAACCUUUUAAGUGUGACACAUGUGGAAAAACCCUCACUCGAUCCUCAGGCCUUAAUCGACAUAGGAAAAUUCACACUGGAGAGAAGGCUUUUAAGUGUGACGCAUGUGGAAAAACCUUCACUCGAUCCUCAGGCCUUAGUGAACAUAUGAAAACUCACACUGGGGAGAAGCCUUUUAAAUGUGACACAUGUGGGAAAUCCUUCACUGGAUCGUCACACCUUACUUGA